AUGCUUCAAACUAAUAACUAUAAGAUAUCCUACUUGUCGCAGUACAAGAACGAGUUACCUAAAUUUGCUCCUAUUGCUCCGAGCCCUGAGGACGGUUCAAAUAUGGAUUGUACAUUGACCAAGAAGUACACAUAUAAGAAUAACUACUCAGGAGCGCAGGCAGCCUCAAUCGCGAGGAGGAACGCUCGCGAGAGAAACCGCGUGAAGCAAGUAAACGAUGGAUUCAACGCUUUAAGAAAAAGAUUGCCUGCAGCGAUCGUUAAUGCGCUGUCCGGUGGAGCUCGCCGAGGCUCCGGCAAGAAGCUAAGUAAAGUAGACACUUUACGAAUGGUCGUCGAGUACAUAAGAUACCUGGAAAAUAUUAUAGAAGAUAGCGACGCGACUUUGGGUAUCAAUCAAGAAAGUCAAGUUGUGAUGGAGACGUCUCUACACAGUGAAGUCGAUGAAGGAAUUUUCGGCGGAAGAAACUCGCCGUACUCCGACUCAGUGCCCUCCCCCGCUAACUCCGAGUGCUCGUCGGGUGUGUCUACGAGUUGUUCUACAAACGACGAGUGCUAUCAAGGCACCCGCUAUACCGAUGUAGCGACUGUGGACGAUAAUGAGUUAUUAGAUGCGAUUACGUGGUGGCAGCAGAAGUAG
Messenger RNA from Nymphalis io (European peacock), 639 nucleotides. It is a transcript of the gene Ash3, whose product is annotated as achaete-scute complex protein T3-like. Gene Ontology annotation, molecular function: protein dimerization activity; DNA-binding transcription factor activity, RNA polymerase II-specific; RNA polymerase II transcription regulatory region sequence-specific DNA binding. Gene Ontology annotation, biological process: regulation of transcription by RNA polymerase II; developmental process. The transcript has a single exon. The record is from RefSeq and is a predicted model, not a curated record. Lineage: Eukaryota; Metazoa; Arthropoda; Insecta; Lepidoptera; Nymphalidae. Bases 1 to 639 code for a protein of 212 amino acids.